CCCUGGGCUCAGUCCCCUGUAUGAGAACUAAAACGUGACUGGGGUCCAGAACAAGAAAUUGUUUCUUUGUAAACUUGGUCCCAUUUCUUUACUUCUUUAAGCCUCCAUAGCUUCGUGUACAAGUGAAAUGGGAGUGAACUAAUGUGCCAGCCCUUAAUAUUAUGCCAUACUAUAAUUAGUGCCUACUAUGGGUGCAUAGUAGGCAUUCUGUCAAUGGCAGCAGUGCUGAUGAUGGCAGUAGCGGCGAUUUCAGGUUCGUCAAAGCUGUUCAACUCCCAGCACAAGUAGCAAGCAAUCCUGCUUUCAUCGGGAUAGCCAGGGGUUCCCAGCUUAAGCGGAAACCCAAUACAUGUGAGUCCACUCUCUACCUUAAAGAUAGCCAGGAUUUCCCAGUUUAACCAGAAAUAGUAUUCCUCACUCUUGCCUGUAAGUGAGCCAACAUCAGACAAGGGGUGUGCCUUUAACUUUCUAUUGGCCAUCUUGUACAUACAUAAGUAAAAAUCCUGGGCGAGCUAGGAGCUUGGGUCUCUUGCUGGCCUCGAGGCUGGCUUUAGUGGCUUGAGAACGCCACAGCUGUUCCUGCCUCCCGAGAACGUCUGUCCCCCCCAGUUCUGUCCCUCAGCUAGACAAUCCCUGACUUGUCCUUUUACCAGUGCCCAGUGGGUGACAGGCUUUUUCCCAGAAGCUGAAGGAAGAUACUCUGACUGGUCCUUCUCUCCCAAGUCAAGUGGCUACCGUGACAAUGGACUGCCUUUCCCUGAGCGUCCACCCUGGCAAGGCUUUCUAAAUCUAGUCUGUGAAGCCAGGUAGGAUACCUACAUCCCCAGAAAAAAUGACUGAAGAACCUGUAAAAGAGAACCUGGGAUCCCCAAAGUCACCUGCGCCCGUGAAAAUGGAGAAAAACCCUAAGAGUGAAGUUGUGAUCACCACAGUCCCCUUGGUCACUGAGGUUCAGCUGAUGGCCGCCACAGGGGGUGCAGAACUCUCCUGCUACCGCUGCAUCAUCCCCUUUGCUGUGGUGGUCGUCAUCGCCGGGAUCGUGGUCACUGCCGUGGCUUACAGCUUCAAUUCUCACGGUUCCAUCAUCUCCAUCUUCGGCCUGGUCCUUCUAUGCUCCGGACUUAUUUUAUUAGCCUCUAGCGCCUUGUGCUGGAAGGUGAGACAAAGGAAUAAGAAAGUCAAGAGACGGGAGAGUCAGACAGCUCUUGUGGUAAAUCAGAGAAGCUUGUUCGCGUAAGACAGAGACCAAAUGGGAAAUUUCACUCUAAAGUUCAGCUCCAACUGUUGAGUUCGUUCAUACGGAACCAGCCCAGGAGGGAAUGGGUUCAGUUUUGAAAUGGAUUACCAAAAUCAAAAUGGGGCAAAGAGAGGACUGAAAAUGAGGGGUCAAGACGGUUCCCUUUGUAGGGAAUAAUAUCUUUAAUGACAAACUUAAUCCUAAGGGCUAUUGCUAAGACAAAAGAACCAGCUUUCUUUUUGCCUUAAGCGUUUGGGGAGUAUGGGAUAUGUGCACAUUUGAUUCGCUCUAGAGAGUACCCAAGGGCUGGUGGACAAAUAACAAAAACCCUGGUGAACCAGUUCCAUAAAAGAAAUAGCCCACACUCUGGAAAGAGGUAUUAUAAAAAUGUUUUACCACAGGCCUACAUUGACUUGGCAUUCCCAUGUCCCUAAAAAAAUUCUGUUAUAUAUCUCUUUUCCAAUAAGUUGGUUCUCUGGCCUCUCUUUUAAAAAGAUUUUCAUUUUGAAUAAAUCAUCACUAGUGGUACUUUAUCUUGAAGAACAGACUAAUAUUUUUUAUAUUUUAACAAUGGACAAUUUUAGAUGAUUGUAAUGAUACAGAAGAAACCAGAAAGGUAGGAGAUAACAGGAAUGGCAUGGGGGAGGUAAAUUAAUACCGAAAUAAUCCAAUAUAGCACCUUUGAUGGUUUUUAUACAAAAGUUUAAUGUGCAUUUCACUCAAAAUAAUAAAUACUUCUGGCUGCUGAAACUUC
Molecule: messenger RNA, 1991 nt
Organism: Alexandromys fortis (reed vole)
Lineage: Eukaryota; Metazoa; Chordata; Mammalia; Rodentia; Cricetidae
Gene: Tmem100
Product: transmembrane protein 100
Exons: 3
Coding region: 833-1237 (134 amino acids)
Biological process (GO): cellular response to BMP stimulus
Cellular component (GO): plasma membrane
Source: RefSeq, a predicted model, not a curated record